This is a messenger RNA of Spodoptera frugiperda (fall armyworm), 1615 nucleotides long. RefSeq lists its product as uncharacterized. Lineage: Eukaryota; Metazoa; Arthropoda; Insecta; Lepidoptera; Noctuidae. Bases 671 to 1252 code for a protein of 193 amino acids. The transcript has 2 exons. The record is from RefSeq and is a predicted model, not a curated record.
CUAGACCUAAUAGGCCUGUGUCGUAAAUUUCAAAAAUGGCUUAUUUCGAUAGUUUAGUACCUGUAUUACCCCAAAAAAUAAUAUUUCAUGAUAAAACUUAUAUUUAAAGCACAUAUUUUAAGUUUGAAUAAAAUAUUUUUAAACUGACGUAAAAACACAAGAAAGUGUCAUGGCGUCGUGAAGGACGUCACAUAGUGGCAAACAGGUAUAUCACAUUAAGGCGAAUGUUUGUUUUGUUUAAAUAAAAAUGGAAACUUCGUAUUUUAAAAGCUGUAUUGUGCCCCAGUGUAUAAGUACAAGUAUAAAAACUCCGACUAAAUUAUUCAUACGUGUUCCGGUCAAGAAAAAUAUGCGAAAAAAGUGGUUAAAACUGGCAAGGAGGACUGAUGCUCAUUGUUUAUCAACGGCAUCGAGAAUGUAUUUUUGUGAAGAUCAUUUCGAUGUAAGUAUUAUUUAAUAAAGUAGUGACUACAUAUUCAACUAGUAAAUCUUAAGAAGAACCAAAGCUUUUUGGUUUUAAAUUACAAUGCAAUUGCAUUUUGCAUUGUAUUGUGUUAAACAGUCUUCAUAUUUUUCCAGUUGCCAAACGACACACACACACAACGUCACGCCUUUUAUCCCCGAAGGGGUAGGCAGAGGUGCACAUUACGGCACGUAAUGCCGCUAUACAAUGUUGCCAAACGAUAUGCUGAAUUAUACAGAGUACCAUAUUAUGGGAACGGUAUCUUAUGUACGAAUGAAACCAGGUUGUUUACCACGUAAAUUUGAAUGUCAAGAAGACAGAAGAAAACGAAGCUGCACCAGUGCAGAGCGGCCAUACAUGAUAAAAAAACAGAGAAUGUCUACAAUAGCAGAGUGUCUUCAAGAAAGUUGUACACCUAGCACUUCCAAUGAACUGCUAGAAAGUUGUACACCAAGUACUCCCCUAGAGCAACAACCUCAAACAAGUUCAGCAGGUUUUCAAACCAUUGAAGAAAAUACACCAAACAUGAUAUAUAAGCCGACAGCAGAUAAAUCCAUUCAAGUAAUCUUUACACAUAAAUAUAGAAGUAAGGCGAUCCAGACCCAUGUGAAAACAAUAGAUCAAGCAAUAUCACCUCUGAAGCCAUCUAUGACAUCUAGUGCUACUUCCCCAUUUAUAGUAACAACCUGUAAAAAAUCAAGACCUUCAUCAUUUAUGCUAAAGAAGAUUACUAGAAAUAUACCGAUUCGAUUCGAAUUUUCGGUAAAUUAUUGCUGUUCGCUUUCAUAAAACCAGGUUCCAUGGCAGUUUAUUAUCGGUAUUGUUUGAUAUGGGUGGAAAUAGCACUCUCAACUUGUCUAAACACGAUAAUAAUAGCAAAAAAACGAAGUGGCUUGUGCUGUUGUAUGGAAAUCUUAACCAAACGUCAAUAACAACAAUGGCGCAUAUCACUAUGUGACGUCAUACGUUCUGAUUGGCGUUCACGGCGGAGGGGCGCGUGGUGUAUUUUUUUGAUUUUGUAUUUGUAAAAAUAACAAUAAUCUUAUUAUUUUGUGAGGAAUUAUGCCGGUUUUCCUUGAUUAAAUAUCACAAUUUACGCCUAGAAACAUUCAUCCAUUGAUUUCAUUGUUAGUUGACACAAGCCUAUUAACA